Paramecium primaurelia is the source of this 474-nucleotide messenger RNA. Lineage: Eukaryota; Ciliophora; Oligohymenophorea; Peniculida; Parameciidae. The record is from the annotation of a GenBank genome assembly.
AUGUUAGCAACAGUAUAAAAUAAUGAAGUCUUUUAGGGUAAAAAUAAAAUAAAUGCAAUAGAAAUUACAAUCAAAAUAAUCAAUAAGGUAUUUUAGUUAAUGUAUUAAUAUAAUUAUUAAUUUAAUCUAAUUGGAAGCAAAAUAAAAAUACAUUUAAUUUAUUUAGAAUUCAAUGCUCUAAUGACAAUAAAUAAAAAUUUUUAUAAUUCUUUCGAAUUGAUAAAUUUGGGUACAUUCAGAGAUUUUAUCAAAUGUAUAUCAUAUAAUUAAGAAUCAUAAUAUAAAGGUUUAUGUUUUAUUUAAGAUAACUUAGAAGAGAACUUAAAAUUAAAGAUAUUCGAUUAUAUGAUACUUUAUUAGUAGUAAUUAGCAAUUAAAUUAAUUAACUUUGAAACUACCCUUUUAUUCAAAGGAAUUGAGAUUUAUGCUGAAGAAUCUGAAAUAAAUUUCUGUAGAAGUUCUAUUUUUUUUUGA